Tilletiaria anomala UBC 951 is the source of this 1245-nucleotide messenger RNA. RefSeq names its product alpha/beta-hydrolase. The record is from RefSeq and is a predicted model, not a curated record. Gene Ontology annotation, biological process: epoxide metabolic process. The transcript has 4 exons. Gene Ontology annotation, molecular function: epoxide hydrolase activity. Lineage: Eukaryota; Fungi; Basidiomycota; Exobasidiomycetes; Georgefischeriales; Tilletiariaceae. Bases 1 to 1245 code for a protein of 414 amino acids.
AUGUCGAAGCCGCGGCCUUUUCGCAUCUCUGUGCCCGAGACGGGCCUCGACAAGCUCGCAGCACAGCUGUCCGCCGCGGAGCUGCCAGAUGCGCCAUUGUGCGCCGGUUCACCUGAGGAAUGGAGUCACGGAACGAGCCUGCAGAAACUCAAGUCGCUCGUCGACGCAUGGCGUGACGGCAGUCCCAUGGACAAGGAUGGCAAGGUCAGCGGCAAAGGGGGAGGACAAGGCGUCAAAACGUGGUGGCGAUCGAUCGAGGACCGAUUGAACCGGUACCCGCACUUCAAGGUCGAGAUUGAAGAAUUCGACCUGCAUUUCAUCUAUGUCAAGAGCCAGCAUGCCGGUGCUAUCCCUCUCGUCUUUUCGCAUGGCUGGCCGGGAUCCUUUUAUGAAGCAUGGGAACUGCUUCCUUACCUCGUGGAGAAAGAUGAAAAAACCGGCAUGAGCUUUGACGUCGUUGUCCCCUCACUGCCUGGCUACGCCUGGUCCAAUCCGGGAUCUCUUCCGCAUGGGUGGAAUGCAACCGAGAGCGCCCGUCGAAUCCACAAGCUCAUGACCCAGGUGCUCGGCUACAAAAAAUUCUUCGCGCACGGAGGCGACUGGGGUACGAGAAUCACUCGUCUACUGGCAAACUACCCAGAAUGCAAGAUCUAUCACACCAACUUUGCUCCGCCGACCAACAUGCCUUGGUACACUGUUCCUGCAGUGGCAUUGCACACCAGGGGGUACAGUGACCUGUUUCAACGCGUUCUGGGAAGACUCUACUCUCCAUUCGAAGUACUCGGCAUGACGCGUGGACUGGCGUACCUGGCGACAGGGAGUGGCUAUGUCGCUCUUCAAUCCACGAAGCCUGCGACGCUUGGCUAUGCACUGUACAACAAUCCCGUGGGCAUCCUUGCUUAUUUGCUCGAAAAGUUCCACGCCUGGACCGACCCCCGCUCCACUGCCUUCGGUGACAAGAGCGAGCCAUCCGCCACAGACAUGUCGGAUGAGACAAUCCUCGUCAACACGACAAUCUACGCACUCACCAACACCAUUCACACGAGUCUCAUGCUCUACUUCUCCGACGAACGAAGCUGGUAUCCCCCAUUUGAUGAAUACAGGCCAGCGCGUUCCAAGCCAUAUGGACACAGCGCUUUCGCGUACGAGCUGGCUCGAGGACCACGUCCCUUCAUCUCGCGCCUGGCUCUGAACUUGGUGUGGUACAAAGCGGAAGACACUGGUGGUCACUUUGCUGGUUGGUGA